GUUACCACUAAAUAUCGAUAAACUUUGUGCCGAUGAUGCCGCCGUUGUGAUCGACGUUGUGCCAUCUCCAAAAUCUCCCCUUCUUUUCUUUUCGCCCGUUUCCGAGCAAGCCGCCAAGAUGAGGAAAAUCAUGAAGCAGGGCAAGAUCGUAAUCGUCCUUAGCGGACGUUACGCCGGUCGCAAGGCCAUCAUCGUCAAGACCCACGACGAUGGAACCCCGGAGAAGCCCUUCGGACAUGCCCUCGUCGCCGGCAUCGAUCGCUACCCGCGCAAGGUGACCAAGAAGAUGGGCAAGAACAAGCUGAAGAAGAAGUCCAAGGUCAAGCCCUUCCUGAAGAGCCUGAACUACAACCAUCUGAUGCCCACCCGCUACACGGCGCACGACAUCAGCUUCGAGAAGCUGUCGCCCAAGGACCUGAAGGACCCCGUCAAGCGCAAGACGCACCGCUUCCAGACCCGCGUCAAGUUCGAGUCCGUCUACAAGGAGGGCAAGAACAAGUGGUUCUUCCAGAAGCUGCGUUUCUAAGCUGCCCAUUCGCUACUUGUGGUUACUGGAUUGUCGCUCUUUUUAAGGUUUAAUAAACAAAGAAGUAAUUCUGAUAAAACUGACCGAA
Molecule: messenger RNA, 614 nt
Organism: Drosophila erecta
Lineage: Eukaryota; Metazoa; Arthropoda; Insecta; Diptera; Drosophilidae
Gene: RpL27
Product: 60S ribosomal protein L27
Exons: 2
Coding region: 119-526 (135 amino acids)
Biological process (GO): translation
Cellular component (GO): cytosolic large ribosomal subunit; ribosome
Molecular function (GO): structural constituent of ribosome
Source: RefSeq, a predicted model, not a curated record